Messenger RNA from Scatophagus argus, 1684 nucleotides. Its product is annotated as fibrous sheath CABYR-binding protein-like. The record is from RefSeq and is a predicted model, not a curated record. The transcript is spliced from 2 exons. The coding region runs from base 1158 to 1490 and encodes 110 amino acids. Lineage: Eukaryota; Metazoa; Chordata; Actinopteri; Scatophagidae.
AUGAUUCUGGAGAAACUGUCCAAGAGACGGCAAGGAGAACAUGCCGUCUCUUGGACAGUUUGGAGAACAGAAGGGGACCAAGAAUGGAGCCCUGAGGGACUUCUACUGCCAGAUUCUACUGCAGGUGAACUUUCCAAGGCGUUCAUGUUUCUGUCUGAGUUCCUUGUUUGAAAGCUCCACUUGCAUCGGUCUUUGAGUGUGCAUGGUGAACGAUAGACACUGAUAGUGUAAGUAUAGUACAAGCAGUAUGUAAGUGCUUGUUUGAAAGAAUUCUGCUAAAUUCAUCUAUAUUAAAUCUCAUCAAGCAUCACAAUCCUGAUGAAGCAGAGUAAGUUUUUGAGUCUUAAAAAACACAUUUGAUUGUUGAGUAAUUUAUUUAGGAAAAGUCAAGUUGACUAGAGCUGCUCAGUGAGAACAUUACUUUAUUUGUCCACCACUGAUUACUCACUCAGGCUCUACAGCACUUUUCGAAGGAGUUGACUGUUUUGUUUAUGAUGGCUUUUUGUAAAUUUCUUGUGUAAAUCUUUAUAUAAGUCAAGGAAAGUAUGCAAUGUAGUAGGGAAAAAUACGACAACACCUGCGUCCUGUUGGUCAUGUUGGGACUGAACAUAAAAACAUGACAGUGAGAAAGUGAUGCUGAUAGAUGAUCACUUGAUAAUCAGACUGAAAUGACAUUUUGAUUCACUUCCUUCUCUAUGAAUUGCUGAAGGAAACAGAGAUGUGUGUGGUAUACCAGAGGUAAGAUGUACAGCCUUAGUAUCCUGACUGUAUCCUGUAAGGCAGGGGCUCAGGUUUGGAAUGUCCUUUAGUCCAUCAUUCAUUUUUUUUACAACUACCAUCUCAUUCUCCACUUGUUGAUUUAAGAGGGAACAUCAUUGUAUCCAGAUGGCCAAUCGCUUGUAAGACAGCUGAUUGGGAAACUAUCCAUGGCAUUCCUCUCUAUAAAUAAUGACUUGGAAGCCCUCAGCUCUGCUGGACCAGCUGCUUAACACAGAGGGGUUUAUGCUACCGUGGCGGCUCCUCCAUAGGAAGCAUUGUUGUCACUACGGCAAAGACAAUAGUAAAGAGAACAAAAGACUGUAUGUGUGUGCGACAGAGAAUGAGAGCGUAAGUCUCCAGGUUAAUUCAGCAGCAAGGCGGCAAAAAACUGAAAAAGAAUGGCAAAACAAAAACUUCCAAAGACAGCUGAGAAGAAGCCAGUGCAAGAACAGAAACCUGUGGAAGCAGCACAAGAGACACCACCAGAGCCUGGAACAGAGAUAACUUCUAAAGAAGAACAGGUUUCAGAAGCCAGUGGUGAACCACCAGCAGCCGCCCCUGCAGAGGCAGCUCCCAGCGGGGAGGAGGGAUCUCAAGCUGAGAAUGAGAUACCACCAGCAGAAACUGGCCCUCCGGCGGAGGAGACCCCUGUGGAGCCCGUUCCUGCAGCUGAACCAGAGCCAGAGUCCCAGCCUGUUGGUAACUAUCUUGAGAUAAUUUUAAGCCAAUAAUCCGCAGCUGCGACUUCUGACACAAGAAAACCUUGACCUCUGACUGGUGCUCCCAUCAUUUUCUCACUUUGUAUACUCAGACUGUGUGCUUUGACACAUAGUCCUGGUCACAACUGAAGUUCAACAUCUUUCAGUCUGUCCUCAUGUUGUCAACAGGUUGUUGCAAGAAAAUAAAAAAUAUAUGGUUGACUAAA